Messenger RNA from Aureobasidium namibiae CBS 147.97, 879 nucleotides. RefSeq names its product short chain dehydrogenase. Gene Ontology annotation, molecular function: oxidoreductase activity. The record is from RefSeq and is a predicted model, not a curated record. Lineage: Eukaryota; Fungi; Ascomycota; Dothideomycetes; Dothideales; Saccotheciaceae. The transcript has 2 exons. The coding region runs from base 1 to 879 and encodes 292 amino acids.
AUGGCACCCAACGACCGCAUCUCCCAAAUCGCCUCCCACCUCAACUACCCUCGUGGUCUGCUCGCUGGCCAAGUCGCCAUCGUGACCGGAGCAGGCCAAGGCAUCGGAGCAGAAACCGCAAGACUCUUCGCCAACGAAGGAGCCAAAGUCAUCAUCUCAGACAUCGAUGCCGAGAAAGCUUCCACCGUAGCCAAUGCCAUCAACAACAAUGGCGGCAAGGCAUUGGCAGUAGUGGGAGAUAUGUUGGAUGACGCUUACCUGAAGACCCUCGUGGAGAAGGCUGCCGAGUUUGGCGAGGGCAAAAUCCAUAUCAUCGUCAAUAAUGCAGGCUUCACCUGGGACGGUGUUAUUCACAAGACAACAGACAAACAAUGGGAUACCAUAAUGUCCCUCCACGUCUCCGCCCCCUUCAAACUCAUCCGCAACGCCGCCCCAUACUUCCGCGUCAAAGACAAGGCCCCCAGAAACAUCAUCAACAUCUCCUCAACCUCAGGCCUGCACGGCAACGCAGGACAAGCAAACUACGCAGCCGCCAAAGCCGCAGUCACAGGCUUGACAAAGACAAUCGCAAAAGAAUGGGGACCUGCCUUCGGAGUCCGCUGCAAUACAGUCGCAUACGGCCACAUUGCUACUAGACUCACGGCAGCGAAGGAGGAAGGUGCAUUCGUGACUACACCUGAUGGUGAAAAGAUUGCUUUGGGUAUCCCUGAGGCGCAGAAGAAGGGGAGGGAGGAAGGUGUGGGUGCGUUCAAGGAUAUCCCUCUAGGCAGACCUGGUACGGCCACCGAGGCUGCUGGUGUCAUUUUGGGGGUUGUGAGUCCAUACUUUUCGUACGUGACUGGUCAGACUAUCAGUGUCACUGGUGGACGCAACAUCUAA